CUCUCUCUCAAUUUACUCUCUCAUCAACAUCAAUUACUUUAUUAUUAUGAUCAUCACUCUUCUUGCUGGUCUCUCAUAACCACUUUUAAUUAAAACUUUCUAUGUGUUUACAUUUGUGUAACUGUUUUCAUUUUAUCAAUAAUUCACUAAUUAAAUCAAUAAUUUUCACGUUAAAAUAACAAUAACUAUGACCCGAAUCGCAGGUAAUUAUCCGAGUCGAUCUCAGAAUGGAAAAAUUGAACUUCGAAUUUUAAAUCAACCCGAAGAACAGCACAGAGCUCGAUAUUUAACUGAAGGAAGUCGAGGUUCAAUUAAAGACGGUACUGGUUUAGGUCAUCCAGUGGUCAAGCUAUUUGGUUUUAAUGGAUGUACAGUUAAACUUCAGUGUUUCAUUGGUCAUGAUAAACAUAUCGGUGUACCCCACCUCUUUUAUCAGGCAUCAAGAAUAACCGGAAAAAAUUCAACUCGAUGUUCAUUUCAAAAGGUUGAAGGAACCGCGGUCAUCACACUGGACCUUGUGCCCGAAAAUAAUAUGCAAACAACAAUUGAUUGUAUUGGCAUCUUAAAGGAGCGCAAUGUCGACGUUGAACAAAAGGUACUUCGAUUGAAAAGUUCUAAUGGUAUUUACAAUAAUAACGGUGAAACUGUGAGUUUUCCAAGUAAAAAACGUUGUGCCAAAUGUCGUCUUGUGUUUCGAUGUAAAAUACCGGGUACCAAUGAGAUUUUACAAGCUGUAAGUACACCGAUACUCUGUACUCAGCCUGUUGGAACACCGGAAAUUUGUAAAAUCUCAUUGUCCGAGUGUAAAAUGACCGGAGGUAAAGAGCUAUACAUUAUUGGGAAAAAUUUUCUCAAAGAUUCCAAAGUAAUCUUUAAAUCAGACAAUUGGGGAAAAAUAAUUGAACCUGACAAAGAGUAUCUUCACUCAUCUCAUCUAAUCUGUACAAUCCCUCCUUAUGAUGGACCAAAUGCUUCACUACCUGGGUACUUUACGAUCUCAAUUAGCGUACGAAGUGGAGGUAAAUACUCCGAUUCUCAUGUAUUCAAUUAUGUAAAUGAUUCAAAAGUUAAUUCACUGCUUCAGAGAUCAUUGCCACUCAACCACAGUAACGACAAUAUGAUUAACCAGCAUCAUCAACAAACGCAAUUACAACAGCACCAUCAACAGCAGCAAUCAUUAUCGAUAUCGGCACAACCACCACAACAACAACAACAACAACAACAACAACAACCGCAGCAGCAGCAGCAACAACAACAACAGUAUGGAAAUCAAAAUAAUAUCAAUGAUAAUGGUAUUGGUCAGUAUACAACGGACAUGAUGAUGUUACCAAGUAAACAUGAGGCAGGUUUCCUAUCACAUAGUGGGGGUCAACUUGGGUCAAUGAUUGAUAAUAUUAAACAAGAAUCAAUAAUCACUACCCCUGGUAUUGAUACUACGGUGGGAAUAACGGUCACACCGAUGGGUCAAGUGGGAAAAACACUUUUGGGUGUUCCAACUGGACUUUCCUCGAUGGACAUAAGUGGUCAUUAUUAUUCGGAGGACACUUUCCUCUCAUCGGAUAGUUCAGCUAUUUCUGAGACCAUAUUAGGAUCAUCAGAAGAUUCAUCUUUCUCUUUUCUAUUUCCGCCAUUUUGAUUCUUACUUCCUGUUUAUCAAUUCUUGAACUUUUCUCUCUCUCUCUCUUCUACCUUAACAAACAAAAUAUCAAUUAUUUUUUAUUCAUCUUAAGAUAUAUAUAGUUAUAUAUAUAUAUUAUUUAGUUAAUCUUGAUAAUAAUAACAAAAGUCUUAAAUAAAAUUAAGAUUGAACAAUUUAAUGUAAUCUGUAUAUUAAACAUCCCAAAGUCUUAAAUCAAUUGAAACAAUUGUUGUUUCAAUUAUGAUGAGAUGAUGAUCAAUUAUUUUUACCGAUUUGGGAUCAGAAUCAAUAA
Panonychus citri (citrus red mite) is the source of this 1931-nucleotide messenger RNA. Its product is annotated as nuclear factor of activated T-cells 5-like. Bases 188 to 1636 code for a protein of 482 amino acids. Gene Ontology annotation, biological process: regulation of transcription by RNA polymerase II. Gene Ontology annotation, cellular component: transcription regulator complex. The transcript has 5 exons. NCBI's taxonomy places the organism in Eukaryota, Metazoa, Arthropoda, Arachnida, Trombidiformes, Tetranychidae. Gene Ontology annotation, molecular function: transcription factor binding; DNA-binding transcription factor activity, RNA polymerase II-specific; RNA polymerase II cis-regulatory region sequence-specific DNA binding. The record is from RefSeq and is a predicted model, not a curated record.